AUGGCAGCUCACCAACUCGCCAUUGCCAAGGCCUCCUUCUCCGCCGCGCUCUUGCGCCCGGAUCCAUCUACAGUUCCGCGAGAUGACAUCGUGGCGUUCCACGCCUUACUCGACAAGGCUCUGUCGCACUGCUCGCAAACCAACGUCCAGACUUGCAAGGAAUGGCUUCUCCAUUAUGUCGUGUCCUCGUCAAACAGAGCAAAUGUACUGGGCAAGUAUUUGGCCGCUCUGUCGGAAUCUUUCAAGCCGCCAUCACAGCAGGAGGAGCAACCCGGUGGCCGAGGGCCGCCUGGGAAACGAUCCAGGCUCCACAUCUUAUACUUACUGAACGACAUCUUCCACCAUACAAAGUACCAUACAAAUAACGGCCCUGGUGCCUUUGUCGCCUUCAGCGGCGCUCUGCAACCCCAUGUUCUGGAGUUGUUGGGAUUCGCGGCAUCAUACGAUCGCAAUAAGAACCCGAAGCACCACAGAAGACUCGAUCAGCUUCUGGAUAUAUGGUCCAACCACGGAUACUACAGUGCCGAUUAUAUUGACAAGCUACGAGAGGCGGUCAAGAAUUCGGAAUCUAUCGACGCGAUCAAGGCCUCGGUAGGUCUCUUGGAUGGUGUUGUCGAUGUCCAGUCUAAGGGUCCACGGCGAGAUGCACCCUACAUGAUGCCCGCUACUCACGGGGAUCCCUCAUUACCCUAUUAUGAUCUUCCGGCUGGAAAUUUCGUACCUCACAUUAUUCCGGAUUCUACCGCUCCCAUCAGACCAGACAUGGUCAAGCCAUUGCAAUUUAUGGCUGGCCCAGCAGAUAAAAAACUUGUUGAUGCGCUGCAAACAUUUUUCAACGAUGUCGACAGGAUAUAUGGGGUGUCUGGUUUUGAGUCCAGCGAGAAUACUGUUAUUGAUGUAGACGAGUUGGGACAGCCUGUUCUGAGGAAUGAGAGAGGAGACAUUAUGGCCGGAGACACCUAUUACGGAUGGUCACGAGACUUCUGUGUGCAAAUGAAAAAGCGAAAAGCAAAGGGUUCUUCCCGGAGUCGCAGCCGUAACCGCAGAAGCCGUUACUCAGAUAGCAAUUCUAGCGACUAUGAUCGAAUAUCGCGUUCGCGUUCACGAUCUAACUCCCGGGAUCGUCGGCGAUACUCUAGAUCGCAAUCCAGAAGUCGGGCUAAUAGCCACGGCCAACCUAGCCGAAGAUCUAGGUCUCGGUCAGAAUCAUAUUCUCCAAAGCCGGCUACUCCUCCCUCAUCUUUCCCAAACCCGCACCAAGGCUAUCAACAGCAACCACCCCAGCCUCCUUAUUCUUUCAAUCAUGGUUCCGGGUUUCCACCGCCGUACAACGGAAACAUCCCACCUCCACCACCACACAAUUUUACCGAUCAUCGGCCACAGCAAGGCUUCCCACCUCCACCACCUCCUAUACCCUCCUUCCCUCAAAGUGCACCGUUGAUGCCACCGGACACGUCUUCCUUUCCACAACCAUACCAAAACAGAAACCAGCCUGGUCAGUAUGGUGGCCCGCAACAGAUGCCCCCUGGCUCGUUUCCCCCGCCAUGGCAAGGUGGUCACCAAGGGGGAUACAAUCAAGGCAACGGGAGAUGGUGA
This is a messenger RNA of Talaromyces proteolyticus, 1596 nucleotides long. RefSeq lists its product as uncharacterized. Gene Ontology annotation, cellular component: perinuclear region of cytoplasm. Bases 1 to 1596 code for a protein of 531 amino acids. The transcript has 2 exons. Gene Ontology annotation, biological process: intracellular calcium ion homeostasis. The record is from RefSeq and is a predicted model, not a curated record. NCBI's taxonomy places the organism in Eukaryota, Fungi, Ascomycota, Eurotiomycetes, Eurotiales, Trichocomaceae.